CUUUGAUUUUCUUUUACCUCGGCCCCAUCAAAAUCGUCCAGGCUUGCGCUCAACUUUACUCGCCGUUCACUGUCUCCCACUUUCAUUCGAAAAAUGGCAAAACCUUCUAUCUCUGUAGUUGACUCUUUUCCCCAACUCUUUCUAUUCCUCACCUCCUACCUCUUCCUCCUCCGCCUCUCCACCGCCGCCUACUCAGUCGGUGUAAACUAUGGCACCGUCGCCGAUAACCUUCCUCAACCCACUCAAGUUGCCAGUUUCCUCAAAACUCAAACCACCAUCGACCAUAUCAAGAUAUUCGACGCCAACCCCGACAUCCUCCGUGCCUUUGCCAGCACCGGGAUUUCAGUAACCGUCACCGUCGGCAAUGGAGACAUCCCUUCUCUAGCUAAGCUUCCAGCCGCUCAGGCAUGGAUCGCCAACAACAUUUUACCCUUUCACCCAAAAACAAUCAUCAAAUACAUUGCGAUGGGCAACGAGAUCCUCGCUACGUCUGAUAAAUCGCUAAUAGCACACACUUUACCAGCCAUGAAAGCUCUCAAAUCAGCUCUCGAGCUAGCUAACGUCACUGAUAUUAAAGUCUCGACUCCUCACUCUUUAGGUAUAUUAUCAUCAUCUGAGCCACCGAGUACUGGUCGGUUUCGAAAAGGCUACGAUCAGAGAAUAUUCGCUCCGAUUCUCGACUUUCAUCGGAAAACGAAGUCUCCUUUCAUGGUUAAUCCAUACCCGUACUUUGGUUUCAAGCCGGAGACUUUGAACUACGCAUUGUUUAAACCAAAUGCUGGCGUUUUUGACGCGGCCACAGGGAAGAAUUACACCAACAUGUUCGACGCCCAGCUUGAUGCGGUUUAUUCGGCGAUGAAAAGGUUGGGUUAUGAGGACGUGGACAUCGUGGUGGCAGAAACCGGUUGGCCGUCGGUGGGCGAUCCGAAUCAACCGGGUGUGAGCUUGGAAAACGCGCUGUCGUACAACGGGAACCUCGUGAAGCACGUGAACUCCUGGAAAGGAACGCCGUUGAUGCCUAACAGGACUUUCGAGACUUAUAUUUUCUCUUUGUUUAACGAGAAUCUGAAACCAGGUGUUUCGGAACAGAAUUUCGGGUUGUUCAAGCCGGAUCUGACCCCGGUUUACGACGUCGGCGUUCUACGCAAUGCUCAGGCGGAGGGUCCCGCCUCCGGUACAACAGCGGAGGCACCGUCCUCAAGUCCGGACAAGAAGUGGUGCGUGCCAAAGUCGGACGCCGGUGAUGAGGCGUUGCAGAAGAAUAUAGACUACGUCUGCAGCAGUGUAGUAAAUUGCAGGCCCAUACAAGCAGGUGGGCCUUGCUUCGACCCAAAUACAGUGCGGUCACAUGCAGCGUAUGCAAUGAAUGCGUACUAUCAGAGUUUUGGGCGGCAUGACUUCAACUGUGAUUUUAACCACACCGGAGUGGUGACUGCCACAGAUCCAAGUUACGAGGCGUGUAAUUAUCCAUUUAACGAUCAAAAAGUGGAAGAAAAGUCGGUGGCGGGAGAGUCGAUGGGAUUAUAUUGUGGCGUAAAAGAUAUGAUGGUGGUGGGUGGUUGCUUGAUAUUUGUAAAUUUAUUUUUCUACUAAUUUAUUGUGGUGGAGGGUUAGAAUAGAGUAGCCUUUUUUUUUUUUAAUCAAAGUUUUUGUUAUUAUGGUGUGGGCUCCUUGGUUUGGUUUUGCAUUUGUACUUUUUAACCGUGGAACUAAUUUAAUCAUUUUCUUUAUUAUUAGUAUUAUUUUUUAA
Messenger RNA from Hevea brasiliensis (rubber tree), 1750 nucleotides. RefSeq names its product glucan endo-1,3-beta-glucosidase. Gene Ontology annotation, molecular function: hydrolase activity, hydrolyzing O-glycosyl compounds. Gene Ontology annotation, biological process: carbohydrate metabolic process. The record is from RefSeq and is a predicted model, not a curated record. Gene Ontology annotation, cellular component: plasma membrane. Bases 94 to 1593 code for a protein of 499 amino acids. The transcript has 3 exons. NCBI's taxonomy places the organism in Eukaryota, Viridiplantae, Streptophyta, Magnoliopsida, Malpighiales, Euphorbiaceae.